Messenger RNA from Lichtheimia ornata, 279 nucleotides. RefSeq lists its product as uncharacterized. The transcript has a single exon. The coding region runs from base 1 to 279 and encodes 92 amino acids. The record is from RefSeq and is a predicted model, not a curated record. Lineage: Eukaryota; Fungi; Mucoromycota; Mucoromycetes; Mucorales; Lichtheimiaceae.
AUGGCACCGACAACUUUCACUCCAGCAGAUAAACUACAACCUGUCUCAGAUGGCAAUGCAAAUGACGACUGCGAUUGGCAGAAAUGGCUCAAAGAAGUAGAAGGUGCCGAAUCGCUCAUGGAUCAGAUUGAGGCUAGGACAGAUUCUCUUCAAGUCAAAGUCGAUGCACUUCUCGAUGAAAUAGCAGCACCACCACCACUAGCAAAUGAGGAAACAAACGACGCUCAAUCAUCAACAAAAGACUGUAAUGAUAAGCAACCCUCCAAAGACAAUGAAUAG